ACAGCCACAGAGCGGAGCGUGUACCCCUACACUUGAAAUGAACCACGCCUGGCUUCAACUUGUCUAACGACGGCCAUAUUGAAUGUCUUAACAAAUCGCCUUAUGGUGAAUCUGACUUCUACAGCCUCUCAUCCAUGUACGUUCUAACGGGCGUCACACGAAGAACGGAGGCGAGACGACCAUAGCAAAUAUAGUGUUAGUAGAAAAGCUUGAAAUAUUGUGAGUUUCUGCCGUCUGUGAGUGUUUCAAGAGGAUAGUCCUUCGCUAGAGGUUCUCUAAUAAAGGAAGUUUGGCCGUCCUGUGAAGGACUUGUCUUCUCUGUUGUCGGGCAGAGGGAAGAGGGAAGACCAAGAUGCCUAAACCGAUCAAUGUGCGGGUGACCACUAUGGACGCAGAGCUGGAGUUUGCCAUCCAGCCCAACACCACAGGCAAGCAGCUGUUUGACCAGGUGGUGAAGACCGUGGGUCUCCGCGAGGUCUGGUUCUUUGGCCUCCAGUACGUGGACAGCAAGGGUUACAGCACCUGGCUCAAGCUCAAUAAGAAGGUGACCCAGCAGGAUGUCAAGAAGGAGAACCCGCUCCAGUUUAAGUUCCGGGCCAAGUUCUUUCCCGAGGACGUGUCCGAGGAGCUGAUCCAGGAGAUCACCCAGAGGCUCUUCUUCCUGCAGGUGAAGGAGGCCAUUUUGAACGAUGAGAACUACUGUCCUCCGGAGACGGCCGUGCUGCUGGCCUCCUACUCGGUCCAGGCCAAGUACGCCGACUUCAACAAAGACGUCCACAAGCCUGGCUAUCUCACCCACGACAGACUGCUGCCCCAGAGAGUUCUAGAGCAGCACAAGCUCACCAAGGAGCAGUGGGAGGACAGGAUACAGACCUGGCAUGAGGAACACAGAGGGAUGCUCAGGGAGGACUCCAUGAUGGAGUACCUGAAGAUCGCCCAGGACCUGGAGAUGUAUGGGGUCAACUACUUUGAGAUCAAGAACAAGAAGGGCACUGAGCUGUGGCUGGGCGUGGACGCCCUGGGCCUCAACAUCUACGAGCACGAAGACAAGCUGAGCCCGAAGAUCGGCUUCCCUUGGAGCGAGAUCCGGAACAUCUCCUUCAACGACAAGAAGUUUGUCAUCAAACCCAUCGACAAGAAAGCUCCCGACUUUGUGUUCUACGCUCCCCGGUUGCGGAUCAACAAGCGCAUCCUGGCCCUGUGCAUGGGUAACCACGAGCUGUACAUGAGGAGGAGGAAGCCCGACACCAUCGAGGUGCAGCAGAUGAAGGCGCAGGCCCGCGAGGAGAAGCACCACAAGCAGACAGAGAGGGCCCAGCUGGAGAACGAGAAGAAGAAACGAGAGCACGCGGAGAAGGAGAAGGAGAGGAUAGAGAGAGAGAAGGACGAGCUGAUCGAGAGACUGAGACAGAUAGAGGAGCAGACCCUGAAGGCACAGAAAGAGCUGGAGGAGCAGACACGCAAGGCCCUGGAGCUGGAGCAGGAGAGGAGGAGGGCGAGGGAGGAGGCGGAGAGGCUGGAGAGGGAGAGACAGGCGGCGGAGGAGGCCAAGGCAGAGCUGGCCAGGCAGGCAGCCGACCAGAUGAAGACCCAGGAACAGCUGGCGGCUGAGCUGGGAGAGUUCACAGCCAAGAUCGCCCUGCUGGAGGAGGCAAAGAGGAAAAAAGACGAGGAGGCCACAGAGUGGCAGCACAAGGCGAUAUCAGCCCAGGAGGACCUGGAGAAGACCAAGGAGGAGCUGAAGCUGGUGAUCAGCUCGCCGGUGACCCCGGCGGGGGGCGCGGCCGAGGGCGAGCACGACCACGACGAGCAGGAUGAGAACCACGCCGAGGCCAGCGCCGAGCUCUCCAACGAGGGCGUCAGCGCCCUGGACCUGCGCAGCGAGGAGGAGCGCGUCACCGAGGCGCAGAAGAACGAGCGCGUCAAGAAGCAGCUGCAGACGCUGAGCUCAGAGCUGGCCGAUGCCCGAGACGACACCAAGAAGACCCAGAACGACAUGCUGCACGCCGAGAACGUGAAGGCGGGCCGCGACAAGUACAAGACGCUCCGACAGAUCCGCCAGGGCAACACCAAGCAGCGCAUCGACGAGUUUGAGUCCAUGUGAGAAGUCACAAUGCGAGAGUCAUGCCAGUCAACCCCCCCCCUCCCCCCCCCUCUCUUUAUCCUCAGCACCCUAUUCAGGGGUGACUUGCUGAUGCCGUCCGCCCCCGACCCUCGCCGCCCCCCCCCCCCCCCCCCCCCCACCCGUGAAGAUUCUAGAGGUGCAUGGCUGCCUCCACCUUUGCCAAAGCUCUGCCCUCAUCUCCACCCAGACCACGUCAGGAAUCGCCCAUGCAAAGCAAACAGCGCAAUGACACCGCGUUCAGCUGCCAUCGCACACCUCAGAGGUGAGCAGAUGAUGCGCUUGCACAGCACAAGAAGUGGAGAUGCAAGAAAAACCGAAAUGGAAUUGGGAGUAUUUUUUUACGCAAACUUUGGCCAUUGCAAAAGCUAUUUUUGUCGCGUAUGCUUGCUAAGCCUGUAAUGCAAAGCUUUAGUAUUACCCCUGUUGUUGAGUUGAAAGUAUCGCCCCCUUUACUUUUAAAAGUGUUUUUCCGUUCUUGCUUUAUUCGGCUGUUUUAUCGAAGCCCUACCAUUUUAGUUGUCCGUUACCUUUGUACCCACUGUGCACUGGGUCGGUCCUUGGCUGGGAAGAGAGGCUUGAGUUUGGGGGGGAAUUCAUUUUUCGUUUUUUUUUUUUUUCUCUCAACAUUGAGAUCAACACAGUUGCAGAGUAGACUGAGCUGAACCAUCUAUGUGUAUUUGAUGAUCCGACAUAUCCCACUCCUAGAAGCUGAGCGUCAGGAUAGAUGGGUGAAAUGCUGGAUGGACGUAGGAGUCAGUCAAAAGGGAAGUUGACAAAGAGCUGCGGGGAGCAAGGUUGCACUGGUUGCCAUCACUGUUAGGUCGUGUUUAUGUGAACACUUUAGGAGAUAAGCCACUGCCCUUUCUUAAGCUGAUUAGAACGUUCUGAGGAUUCACUUACUAGUGUGUGCGUGUGCAUCAAGAGAUUUAAAAAGAGACUCCUAAUAGAUGGUCCCUCUCACUGGCUCCCAGUGUUUCCUGCCCAGUCUCCAUAGAUGGUUUUCUCUGCCUACCGGCUCACAAAGGCCCCCGGGUCAGACAGACAGACAGACAGACUUCUGUCUGUCUGUCUGUCUGUCUGUCGUGACGUCUUCAGGUGUGUGUGUAUAUAGGGAGAUUCCUUUCUGGCUGGAGAGCAUACGAAAACGUCAGUCCUCGACACAGGACGAAUCUCUACCUCAGUACUGUAACCAUGGUGACUGAACAAUCGAAACACUAGAGCCGUUACACCCCACCCCCUCGCCCCCAUUUCGAUCGAAGUAGCGACAGGCGACCUAAGAAUAGCAGCGGUUGGCGGAGUUCAUAGCGACUCAUGGCGGGGGUUACGAUAGGACGCGUGACGUUUUGCGUGCGAGUGCGUGUGUGUACGGCGAAUUCGUACCAGUCACGAGUCCUCCCUCUGGAAUGUUCCGGAAAGCGUUCGCAAAGGGAAAAAAAAGCUGCAGACAAAGGACGGUGUCCAUAUCAGAGGGCCAAUCCCUCACCGUAGAAACACACUCCCCGUCCGAG
This is a messenger RNA of Hypomesus transpacificus, 3633 nucleotides long. RefSeq names its product radixin-like. The transcript is spliced from 15 exons. Gene Ontology annotation, biological process: positive regulation of early endosome to late endosome transport; positive regulation of protein localization to early endosome; regulation of cell shape. Gene Ontology annotation, cellular component: cytoskeleton; plasma membrane; apical part of cell. Gene Ontology annotation, molecular function: actin binding; cell adhesion molecule binding. Lineage: Eukaryota; Metazoa; Chordata; Actinopteri; Osmeriformes; Osmeridae. The record is from RefSeq and is a predicted model, not a curated record. The coding region runs from base 353 to 2104 and encodes 583 amino acids.